Molecule: messenger RNA, 4303 nt
Organism: Ornithodoros turicata
Lineage: Eukaryota; Metazoa; Arthropoda; Arachnida; Ixodida; Argasidae
Product: zinc finger protein 316-like
Exons: 9
Coding region: 301-1530 (409 amino acids)
Source: RefSeq, a predicted model, not a curated record
GUUGCGGCGUUUCUGACGUCGACGGUAGCAGUGUGGGUGCUUCCUCAAUAGGGGGGCGACGACCCUUGCUUGAACCCAUCGCCAAAACACCUUCCGGGGCCCCAUAAGAGCCAUACCGAACGCUAGAUCAUCAUUUUGUUUGACCGAAAGACCAGCCGAAACAUCGGAGCAGACGACAUGCUGCAGCCAUCCACGUAGAGCGAGCCGAAAUGUCGUCUGCGACACAUCGGCGGACAGCCACUAUGUUUGCCGGAUUGUCAACGCUACGCCAAAGAUCAUAGCUACACUACAGAGUACGGUAUGGCUCUGCUGGGGAAGCCCGCGGCAGAAUCAUCGGCGUCGCAGCCCUGGAACCUGACUAUCAAGCAAGAGCCCCCCUCUUCAGACUCGGACAUUGAGGAAGAAGAGUACGUUACUCCAGACAUCUACCCAGUUCGGGGACCUAUCCACAUCAGUGCCAAAAUAAAGAAGGAAGAAAGGAGAAGUCCCAGCGCCGAGUUAACUAGUCCGACGACGUCUGAACAUGAGCUUGAGGACGAAGAAUGCCGCCGCGAUAGAGAUUAUCCCCAGUUGAGAAACGACGGUCCGGUUACAAGAACAGACGACGACAACCCCACCGACAUUCCACUGCAAGCGUGCCAGGAGGAAAUACUACAGAACGGGAAACCGUCUUGGAAUUCAACUUCUCCGGAAGCGGUCUCACCUCAAGACAGUAUAACGUGGAAGGGGUCCACUGUAAGUAAGACGACAGCGCUCAAAAAGCACAGCGGAGCCGGAAAAACGAAGCCAUCGAAAAAAAUCCAUCAGUGCCAGUAUUGUCCAUAUUCAACGGAUAGCGGGUCGACAUUGCGGGACCAUCAACGAAUCCACACGGGGGAACGACCACACAAAUGUGUCGUCUGCCAGAAAUGUUUUGCCCGUCGCAAGUACUUGCGGGUCCAUUCGCGUCUCCACCAGGACUCCAAGGAUACAGACGAUCCUGAGAACAAUGGGACCAACGGCGAGGCCGAACGGACCCACGUGUGCAACACUUGCGGGGAAGUUUUCGAUCGAGCCACUCAACUGGCGAAACACAUGCGAACUCACGCCGAGCAGGAACGCACCUACGAAUGUCCCGAGUGUCGCAAGGCGUACAAGUACGUCGGCAACCUGCGUACUCAUAUGAGAACGCACACCGGUGAACGGCCUUACAUGUGCGACGUCUGCGGACUCCGCUUCACUUGCUCCAGUUACUUGCAGGUCCAUCUUCGCACGCACGUGCGUGACAAACCUUACGUGUGCUCCGAGUGCAACAAGAGCUUCGUGCACAAUUCUGCACUCAACGUCCACAUGCGGUCUCACACGGGAGAGCAGCCGUACAAGUGUUCCCACUGCGACCUGCGCUUCAGCCACCUGCGAAACAUGAAGCGGCACGAGAUAUGCAUUCACACGCGAAAGUUCCCCCACAACUGCGACGUCUGCCACAAGGGAUUCCUUAUUGUCACUCACUGGCGGCAACACAUGGUUACCCAUCGGCAAGCGUCACAAUGACCUCACGCCGAAGUAUAGGUGGAAAACUUCCGCGGUCCCGUUUUGACAGGACUGAACUCGGUACUAGUCAUUUGCAAAGGCCAGCAUGGUGAGGCGGGAUAUCAGUUUAGCGAGUGUUGUUAAGCAGGGGUCCGUAUUGGCACCCGCCUAUCAUGUUGGUCUUGGAACGGCGUUUGCUGAACAAGAUAUUACUGUUUCUUGUAACGCAAUUCGUAAUGGCUUAAAAAAUAUUGGUAUUAUAAUGGUAAUUAAUUGGUAAUAUAAAUGAUAAUGGUGGUGUUCUUUUAUUCCGCAGAGUGAGCACCAGUAUUCCAUCAUAUAUUCGUCGAUAGUACUACUAGUCGAGUAUAACUCCUGAAUGCCUUGUCCCUGUUGUUGAGAUGCGUGCCUUGGACAGAGCGUUAGCGUUGAUAUUGUUAGAAGUAUUUCUUAGAAGUCGAGCACUUUAAAGGACAGCUCCGGUUAUAUCCCGAAUUUUUUAUGUUAGAAUGGUACUAUCGUACUAUGGAAACAGUACUAAACUACAGCAUCCUUGACGGAGUGACUAUAGUACAGUUGCAGUUGACGAUUUAAUGACUUCGUAAUCCCCGCAUGCACUGUUUUUGACUGGACUUGCCCUUUAAGUUACACUAUUACUGUUUUAUCUUCUUUUGGUUUGUUGCUUUCAUUUUACAAUGCUGACUUCUAGACUUAAAAUGGAUGGUCGACGUGAAGUGAAAUUUCUUUGUUGCAUGCCAUCGUGCCCUUGUUCGUUGUUGAGCGCGAAAGGUUCUAGAAAGACCCCUGACAGGGGCGCAUUAUGUUUCUGCCUUUGGUAAAUUAUAGGUGCCACAUUAUUAUUCCAUGUGUCGGAGGAGACCCACAUAUUUACUGGUCCAUUAUGGUCCUAAGACUGAUACGAAUUCACAAACACCAACCAGCGGGUAUGUUACGAGCGUGGGCCUAUUGAGUCGCUGUGAGGAAUAAACGGCCCCCACGUUGUUUAUCCAAUGACGUGACAUAUUUUGCGCUUAGCCUCAGAAUGCUUCGUGUAAUCCAACUAGUCAGAACUGAAUUUUCUAUACAGUCACUUUGCUGCUUGUCGCCAAAGCAUCGUUAUACAAGAACUCCUAUACAAUUGAGUGCAAUGUGUGAAAACCGUACAUCGCCUAAUUUGUUUACUCGGUAAUCAUGUCGUGUAUACGUCCUUCACAUUUGUUCCACUGCACAUUGUUCACCUACCAUAAACAUGUUCGUGCGUUUGCACCGUUGUUGCACCAGUACAAAUACAUACAUAUAUCUUCCCAUGGUGCCAUUGCAUGUAUAAUGUGUAAGUUUUACGGGUGCCUGCACCCAUUAUGGGCAGUAUUUUAUAAAACGUGAAAAUGCAUUUUUUUUUUUCAGUUACAAUAAAUGGCGAUAUUCGUCAAUUGGCCAAUUGAAUAUUAGUAUAUUUAGCUGAAGCAGUUCAAUAAAUGCCGACUUAGGUCAAGUGAGACACCUUUUUGGUUGCACUAUAUAGUAAUCUCCUGGGGCGUUGUCUAGGUUUCACUAAUGUAGUUACGAAAUGUAGAAGCUCAGUGCAAUGACAACGUAUGUUCCUUUUAGUGCGGUGAUACUGUUGCCGUUUCUCAGAAAAAAAAAGAAAAGAAAAAGAAAACGAAGCAUUUCCGCUCUUUAUAAAAUUCUGUCCAUACAUAGCGCGUGCAUACUGAAUGUGCACUCAAAUACCGUGUGUAUAUCCACACAGAGUGUCACGAUGUUCUAGAUUAAAGUAUAACAUGUUUGUAUGCGUGUCCGCUCGAUGAUGCGUCAGAGCACUCAAACGACACCCUAUUAUUGUAAAUUUUACUCGCUUUCCAUUUUACGUUCCGUUUCUUUUUAAAUAUAUGCCUGUUGCGUGUCGAGUUGGAGAACGUUUAGAGUGGCAGUGCCGUUGAUGUUGCUGUGGUUCCAGGGUACGUUGUACAAUCGAGAGGAAAACGUGGGUCCACCUACUCGUUUUGUUGUUACAGAGAGCGGUAUUGCACAGUGUGGCCUGGUAUAGAGAGUGCCGUGCUAGUCGUAAUUGUUCGAGGAGUGUGCAUACAGUAUUAUUAUUUUAUGAGAAGCAGAAGUCCUCAUCACUGAUGGCAUCUAUCUCCUUUUCUUUUUAAAAUUCUCUCCACUGUCUGAGUACCUGGUAUAUGACUAAAUGUUAGACACUGUAAUUCAGUUAUCACACAAUUGUGAUAGUAGCCUUUGGCGUAUCAAGGUGUGUCUAUGCGAAUGAAAUCGACUGAAGGUAUCCGCUGUCAUAACUGCCUUUGUAUAUGCUAAUUGCAAUUGAGCUUUUCUUAUUGAAAUUUUUUCACUGAACUCAAUUAUUGAGAACAGACUUUUCUUUUAGGUCGAAAAAGAAAAAAAAGACACUCCUGCGUACUUUUUUGGACACACAUCUGUCGUGUGUGCUACAACCUUUGCUCUGAAAAGCGCCAACUAAUAUUCUAAUAGUUAGCUGAUUACCCUACUCAAUCAAUUAGGCGCAAUGAAAAGUAUACUGACAGCCAGGGAUAAACGAAAGGCUAACAACAUUCGCUGUGUUUCGCUUGCGUAUAGAGCGUUUCGUCUUUUUCUAUAAAUCUUGGAGCACCCUGUAGACUAUAGAGUCGCGAAAAGCGAGAGCACACCACAGUAUCGGCGCUUAAUUGUCCCCUAGUCAUAACGCAAAAAGAAGUAUAUAUUUAUAUUAUUGUUGCAUUUUGCUGUUACUGUUUCUAUGUUAUUGCAUUAAUAAACAUGCCUGUAAAAACCA